This is a messenger RNA of Scomber japonicus (chub mackerel), 2535 nucleotides long. RefSeq lists its product as uncharacterized. The transcript is spliced from 7 exons. The record is from RefSeq and is a predicted model, not a curated record. The coding region runs from base 144 to 1079 and encodes 311 amino acids. Gene Ontology annotation, molecular function: dioxygenase activity. Lineage: Eukaryota; Metazoa; Chordata; Actinopteri; Scombriformes; Scombridae.
AGUCACAUGACUCUGCAGACAGCGGUCGCAAUAGCUGACAGCAACUUUUUUAAUCCUCAUGCUUUACGCAAGGUGUGUUUCAUCCUUAUAUUCCGAAACUCUACAUUUCGACACUUUUGGAUUUUGUUUUUUAAUAAAGAAAUAUGAUCAUCCCAGUGGUGGAUUUCGGCGCGUGCAGCCUGAGUAAGAAAGAAGUUUCUGAUGGGCAGUUGCAAAAUUUGAGCAAAGAAAUGAAAACAGCAUUCACAGAUGUUGGAUUUGUGUUUCUGAAAAACACCGGGAUUGUCCAGGAGGAGGUUGAUCAUGUCAUGGACGUAGCCAAGAAAUUCUUUCUGCAGACAGAUGAAGAGAAAAAACCCUUUAGCAGGAAAACCUUCCCUAAUAAUCUGAACCACGGCUGGGUGUCUUUGGAGACUGAGAGGUUGAAUCCAAGUCGACCUGGAGAUCUAAAGGAGGCGUUCAACACUGCUUCACUGCACCCUGACAUCAAAUGGCCGUCAGCCGAAGCUGUGAAAGGCUUCCAGGAGAUCCAGACGUCUUUCUUCCAUCGCUGUACGGAGCUGAGUCUGCGGGUGCUGAGGGUGAUGGCCCACAGUCUGGGUCUGGACCCCGAGGUGUUUCUUGGUGCUCAUCGUUUAAUAGGAACCGAUGGCAACGGUUCGACGCUGCGGUCUCUGUACUACCCUCCAGUGAACAGCGAGCAGGCGAAGGAGGGUCAGCUGCGAUGUGGAGAGCAUUCAGACUAUGGCAGCAUCACCUUGUUGUUCCAGGGCUCCGAGGGUCUGCAGGUGCGAAGGCGUUCAGGUGAGUUCAUCAAUGCUCCCAGCAUCCCCGGAGCUGUCCUCGUCAACAUCGCUGACCUGAUGCAGUGCUGGACCAGCGACCAGUUUGUCUCUGUGCGCCACAGAGUUUUGCUGCCCCCUGCUGGUGACUCCAGCACACGUCAGUCUCUGGCUUUCUUCGUCCAGCCGGAUGACGAGGCUCUGAUCACCUGCAUUGACGGCUCCAACAAAUACCCUCCUGUUACAGCUGGCGCCUACCUCAUCGAGCGCUUCAACGACUCAUAUGGACGAAGCUGAAUCUCCACCCAUGAAUUAUUUUAAUUGACACACACAUUGACCUAGGUCUGUAGUGCCGAACUCUCCGUUUCCAUAAGAUUUUAACAUUUUUAAUGUGGUUUGAAUAUAAUUGUGUUUUAGACAAUCUGUGAGUCAAUGUGUGUUAUUAAAAAAAGAGACGAAGACCUUAAACUUGCAAGCUCAUUCACUUUAAUCUCAACAUUCAAACAUCACACAACACGUGGCUCAAUUUACUACAUAGAAAGUUGGGCAGUGGACAGAUUUUGCUUUUCUACUUUUUGAAAGGGACAAAAAAAUGAAAUAAAAAUAAAUUAAAUCAAACUUCAAACCCUCAAAAGAAAAAAUAGAAAAUCUUUGUAUUUAAUCUGUUGUGUUAAUCUUAACUAGUCCGUAUUUGACCAUACAGUAAUUCUAUUAAGUCGGAGUUUCUGUUUAAUUUACAGUGUUGUACAGAAUAAAAUAUAAAUAAACUAAACAUAUCCUAAACAUAACAUUAAAAAAAGACAUUCACUGACACACAAACACAACGCACACACAAAACCACCUCAGAAUCCAGACAGUCCAACACCAACUCUAUUAUAUUAAAAGAUUUAAAUAUAUAUCUAAAUCUAUCUGUAAACUAAAUAUGUUCUUCAAUUAUGUCGUCCACAGGAGCCUAAGAAAUAUGCAUUUUUAUGGAGGAACAGGCAUUGUAAAAAAAAGAAAUAGUAGAGUAGUUUGUUUAAUAUUAUAACAGCAUGAAAUAAAAUGAUGAUAUUGAGAAGAAUUAUGUGUAAAUGUUACAGUUUUGAGUCCUUUAAGGAAAUUACAAAACAAUUGAGAGGUAUUACAGGAUAAACUUAUUCAGAUUUUCAAAUAUUGGCUGAUAGCUUAUUGUUUGUAACACCUAAACGGAUUUAAAGCAUUACAUUUUAAAACAAAACCUCCAAGACAAAAACAAAAAUGAACAUGGUCAAAUCUUAGUCUUAUUACAGAAAACAUUACUUCAUGGUUUCAGUUAUGCUCUUCUCAGUAAAUCACAUUUUUUACUGUAAACAGCAAUUAUCACCAGCAGCGCUGCAGAAACUUUCAAGUCACAUUAAUGACAUUCUUUUUUUUUUCAGCCUAAGUGAUCAGCUGUAUUUACCUGAAUAAAUAAAUCAUUUUCAAAGUGUUUCCUCUGACGGACAGUAUCAGUGACAAUAAGCUACAGUGUACAUAAAACAAAACAUUCGCUCAUCAGGCAAAGAGCCCUCCCCGUUUCACCCCAAAGCACUUCCCACGGAGAACAGAGUCUUUGUUGUGAUCAAAGAUUUUUUUUUUUCUUUCUUUUAAAUGGGGUCAAUUGUCCACAAAGAAAACUGGACCAGCUCUACAUUUCGAGCCGAAUGGGCCAGCUACGGGAAGGCGUGAUGGGGCAACUGGCACUAAAUCUGAAACCAGAUUUUUUUUCAUGUUCUCCUAAAAUUUAGACUAA